Molecule: messenger RNA, 939 nt
Organism: Gastrolobium bilobum
Lineage: Eukaryota; Viridiplantae; Streptophyta; Magnoliopsida; Fabales; Fabaceae
Product: transcription factor DUO1
Exons: 3
Coding region: 1-939 (312 amino acids)
Source: RefSeq, a predicted model, not a curated record
AUGCAUGGAAAAAAAGACCAAGAGCAUAUAAGAAAAGGGCCAUGGAAAGCAGAGGAAGAUGAGGUGCUACUGAACCAUGUGAAGAAGUAUGGUCCUAGAGAUUGGAGCUCCAUUCGAUCCAAAGGCCUUCUACAAAGGACUGGCAAAUCAUGUCGUCUUCGUUGGGUCAAUAAGCUCCGACCAAACCUCAAGAAUGGGUGCAAGUUUUCACUAGAGGAAGAGAGGGUUGUCAUAGAGUUGCAAGCACAAUUUGGUAACAAAUGGGCCAAAAUUGCAUCUUAUUUGCCUGGUAGAACAGACAAUGAUGUGAAAAAUUUCUGGAGCAGUAGGCAAAAGAGGUUGGCUAGGAUUCUGCAGACAUCAGCAACAACCUCCAAAUCACAGAAAAACAAAACUAAAGUUCCUACCGUUCUUGAUGUUCCAACUUCGGAGGCUCCUAAGUUCAGUUCCUCAUCAGAGGGAGAACCUUCAUCAAAGCCUCAGUCAUGUUCAUUAUCCUGCAUUGAGAAUUCCGAUGUUAUCAAAAUGGUGCCAUUACCAGAUCUUAUAAAGUUCGAGAUGCAUAGUUCUGACACAAACCAUGUUGAACAAGAGUUCACCCCUUUUGAUAGCUAUAAUAAAAGCACUGAACAGAUUACCUUCCCACAGAUUUCAGAACUCAACACUGAUGUUACAUUCUCAAUGGGAAACCAAGACCUCUUGGCAAGAAUUGAUGAGCCAAAUUUUAUUGAUGUCUUUGAUCCUCUUGUUGCAUCUGAAUUUGGAAUAGGUCCACAACAUUCCAUUGGGUUCCCUUUCUUUGAGCCAUCAGGAAGUUGCAGAAUUGGGACAAGGGAUACAAUUGAUAACUCCAAAAAUAGUCACAGUUUCUUUGAUGAUUUCCCAGUGGACAUAUUUGAUGAUCCCAUGGAGCCACCUGCAAGCCCAUCCAAUGUGUAA